Molecule: messenger RNA, 3847 nt
Organism: Sebastes umbrosus (honeycomb rockfish)
Lineage: Eukaryota; Metazoa; Chordata; Actinopteri; Perciformes; Sebastidae
Product: protein NLRC3-like
Exons: 10
Coding region: 1-3255 (1084 amino acids)
Biological process (GO): regulation of apoptotic process
Molecular function (GO): protein binding
Source: RefSeq, a predicted model, not a curated record
AUGAGUGAUUGUGUGGAGGAAGAGGAGGACAGAGCAGAGUCUCCAGUCUCUGGCUUACCCAGCUGUCUUCCUAUGAAGAGUGACCGGUCCAAACGUGAUCCUCUAAACUUCAGUAAUGAACCUGGACCCUCAGACACAAAAAAGAUGAAGAGGAGUCAUGCUUCUGGGGAGGAGCUGAUGUCCAGAUCCAGAACAAGACCUGGACCUCAGACAGCCAGUCAGACCAGAACAAGACCUGGACCUCAGACAGCCAGUCAGACCAGCACUGUACGAACAGAUAGAGGUCUGCAGGAGGUUGUAGAUGAACAUAAGAUCAGUCUGAAGAAAAUAUGUGAAUGUGUGACAGAGGAUGGAAUUAAAAGGGAUAAAACAGGAAGUAGAACCCUCCUCAAUAAGAUCUACACUGAGCUCUACAUCACAGAGGGACAGAGUGAAGAGGUUAAUACCCAACAUGAGGUGAGGCAGCUUGAGACAGCUUCCAAGAAGAAGACCCUCCAUGACGCUCCAAUCAAGUGCCACGACAUCUUUAAAGCCUUACCUGACCAACAGGGACACAUCAGAGUCGUUCUGACGAACGGCGUCGCUGGCGUUGGAAAAUCUUUCUCAGUGCAGAAGUUCACUCUGGACUGGGCAGAGGGCUUGGAAAACCAAGAUGUCAGUCUGGUGGUUCCACUUUCGUUCAGGGAGCUGAACUUGAUCAGAGAUGAGCAGUACAGUCUUCUCAUGCUGCUCCAUAUUUUCCAUCCAACAUUACAGAAGGUCACAGCAGAGAAGCUUGCUGUCUAUAAAGUUCUGUUCAUCUUUGACGGCCUGGAUGAAAGCAGACUUUCACUGGAUUUCAAGAACAAAAAGGUGUCUGAUGUCACCCAGAAGUCAUCAGUCAACGUGCUGUUGACAAACCUCAUCCAGGGGAAUCUGCUUUCCUCAGCUCUCGUCUGGAUAACUUCCCGACCUGCAGCAGCCAAUCAGAUCCCUGAUGAAUGUGUUGACAGGAUAACAGAAGUACGAGGCUUCACUGACGCCCAGAAGGAGGAGUACUUCAGGAGGAGAGCCAGUGAUGAAGAGCAGUCCAGUAGAAUCAUCUCACACAUCAAGACAUCCAGGAGCCUCCACAUCAUGUGUCAAAUCCCAGUCUUCUGCUGGAUCACUGCUAAAGUUCUGGACGACAUGUUGACUACAGACCAGAGAGGAGAGCUGCCCAAGACCCUGACUGACAUGUACUCACACUUCCUGUUGGUUCAGACAAAGAGGAAGAAGCAGAAGUACGGUGAGGGACAUGAGACGAGUCCACAGAAGCUGACUCAGGCUGACAGGGAAGUUCUUCUGAAGCUGGGGAGGCUGGCGUUUGAACAUCUGGAGAAAGGAAACAUGUUCUACCAAGAAGACCUGGAGCGGUGUGGUCUGGAUGUCACAGAGGCCUUGGUGUACUCAGGAGUUUGUACAGAGAUUUUCAAAAGAGAGCAUGUGAUCUUCCAGAAAACAGUCUACUGCUUUGUUCAUCUGAGCAUUCAUGAAUUUCUGGCUGCAGUCUACAUGUUCCACUGUUACACAGUCAGGAACACAGAGGUGCUGGAGGCCUUCCUGAGAGAAGAAUAUGAUGAGACGGAUGAUGAUGAUGACCAUUGCUCAUCUUUGGAUGUCUUCCUGAAGAGAGCCAUGGAGAAAUCCCUUGAAAGUAAAAAUGGCCACCUGGACCUGUUUGUUCGCUUCCUUCAUGGCCUCUCUCUGGAGUUCAACCAGAAGCCCUUAGGAGGUCUGUUGGGUCGGACAGACAACAGUCCAGAAAUCAUCCAGAGAAUCAUCAAGAACCUGAAGGGGAUGGACAUGUAUAAAACCUGUCCUGAAAGAAGCAUCAACAUCUUCCACUGUCUGACGGAGAUGAACGACCACUCGGUACAUCAGGAGAUCCAAGAGUUCCUGAAGUCAGAGAACAGAUCAGAGAAGGAACUCUCUGUGAUCCACUGCUCAGCUCUGGCCUACAUGCUGCAGAUAACAGAGGAGGUUCUGGAUGAGUUGGACCUGAAGAAGUACAACACAACAGAGGAGGGACAACGGAGACUGAUUCCAGCUGUGACGAACUGCAGAAAAGCUCUACUUUCUGGCUGUGGACUCUCAGAUACUCACUGUGAAGUUGUGGCCUCAGCUCUGAAGUCCAACCCCUCCCAUCUGAGAGAGCUGGAGCUGAGUGGAGACUACAACCUGCAGGAUUCAGGAGUGAAUCUGCUGUCAGCUGGACUGAAGAGUCCAAACUGUAGACUGGAGUCUCUGAGAUUGAGUGACUGCAAGUUGUCAGAGAUCAGCUGUGCUUCUCUGGCCUCAGCUUUGGAGUCCAACCCCUCCCAUCUGAUAGAGCUUGAUCUGAGUAAAAACGAGCUGCAGGAGUCAGGAGUGAAGCUGUGUGGUUUUCUGGAGAGUCCACACUGUAGACUGGAGACUCUGAGAUUGAGGAACUGCUGGUUGUCAAAGAAAAGCUGUGCUUCUCUGGCCAAAACUCUGAAGUCCAACCCCUCCCAACUGACAGAGCUGGAUCUGAGUGGAAACGACAUGCUGCAGGAUACAAGAGUGAAGCCCCUGUGUGGUUUUCUGGAGAGUCCACACUGUAUACUGAAGACUCUGAGAUUGAGGGGCUGCAGGUUGUCAAAGAUCAGCUGUGAUUAUCUGGCCUCAGCUCUGAAGUCCAACCCCUCCCAUCUGAGAGAGCUGGAUCUGAGAGACAACAAGCUGAAGGAUUCAGAAGUGAAGCAGCUGUCUGAUCUUAUGAAGAGUCCAAACUGUAGACUGGAGACUCUGAGGACCGACAUAGAUGAGUCCAUCAGAGCUGACGGACACAGUCACAAAUAUCCAAGAAUGGAAAUUCCUCAGAGGAAUUUCCCAGCAGAGGACAGCGUCCGAGCAGAGGACAGCGUCCCAGCAGGGGGCAGCGUCCCACCAGAAGACAACGUUGCAGCAAAGGACAACGCCCCAGCAGAGGGCAGCGUCCCACCACAGGACCCUGCAGAGAGGCUGUUUUCGCGUCGAUUGCAGUUAGUAGAGAGGUUGUCUGAUCCUAAUGUGGACAGGCUUCUGGAUAUACUCCUUCAAGCUGACGUUAUAAACGAUGGUGAAAUGCAGUCAAUCAGUACAAAAGACAAGGCAGAUAAAAAACGAAAACUGCUCGACAUGGUACGAUUUAAGGGAAAAAAAGCCAGCUCAGUUCUGAUCGAUGCUCUGCGUAAGGUGGAUCGAUUCCUUUCCGAAGAUCUGAAUUUAAGCUGAAGCAAAAGAAAGAAACUGUGGAGUGUGAUGAUGGAUGUCUAUAAAAGCUGGCUGUUUUAGAGACUUAUAUUACUUGUUGUUAUCUUUAAAUGAGAAAUUCCAUUGCUGAAGCCUGUGUGGAAUUUCACUCUGAAGGUGAUUCACUGAAGUUUGGGGGAAAAAAGUGAAUUAUUUUUCAAGCUCUUGUGGUUUGGUUUCAAGAUUUUAUAAUCAUUUACUUGGGAUAACUACCGAUGUGUUGUCGCGAUGAAGACCUGCGAUAGAGAGCUUGUGACCUACGGUUGUCGACCAGAGUGGACUACAAUAUGGUCUAAUAUCUAUCGCCUACUGAUUUAUUUCAAGGUUAUCCAUAGGGCCUAUGCUGUGCCUUACUGACGUUGUAAAAUGUGUCUAGUUACUUUGCAUAUCUGUACUUUUAGUUCUGUUAAUGCUCUAGGGACAUUUCUAUAUGUUUUGGGAUUUUCAAAAAGGGUCCCUUGACCUCUGACCUCCAGAUAUGGGAAUGUAAAUGGGUUGUAUGGGUACCCACGAGUCUCCCCUUUACAGACAUGCCCACUUUAUGAUAAUCACAUGCAGUUUGGGGCAAGUCAUA